Drosophila nasuta is the source of this 2948-nucleotide messenger RNA. It is a transcript of the gene Dh44-R2, whose product is annotated as Diuretic hormone 44 receptor 2. The coding region runs from base 724 to 2187 and encodes 487 amino acids. Gene Ontology annotation, cellular component: plasma membrane. Gene Ontology annotation, molecular function: G protein-coupled peptide receptor activity; diuretic hormone receptor activity; peptide hormone binding. The record is from RefSeq and is a predicted model, not a curated record. The transcript has 12 exons. Gene Ontology annotation, biological process: adenylate cyclase-modulating G protein-coupled receptor signaling pathway; cell surface receptor signaling pathway. Lineage: Eukaryota; Metazoa; Arthropoda; Insecta; Diptera; Drosophilidae.
CAUUUGCCGUUAUUAGACGUGAAUUUAGCACGACGCCGUCGGGUUUUGAUUCAUUAUCUCUACAGCGAGAGAUACGUCGUUUCGUUGUCGUGUGUGUUGUCGCAGCCUCCGCAAUCUUAAUAAAUUUAUAGAAUCUAAAUAACCGCAGCAAUAAUAAUAACAACAACAACAACAGCAACAUCAACAAUAUCAAACAACAACAAGAGGAAAAGGAACAACAGCAAACAAAUUGAGACAUUGCCGAAGGCCAUUUGAUUAUUUGUAUUUGGAAAAUUCGUUACUUUAGCUUGUCAGCAUACACAUAUUUGCGCAAUUUGUGUCUUGUGUCUGAGGUGAUCCGUUUAAUUGCGCAGCGCAUCGUGUCGCUCGUCGCGUCGCGUCGCUUCGCAGAGGGAAUGCGAAAGUGUGUCUCGAGUUCAGCGGCAGCCGUAGCCUGUCCACACUCCACAGCUCACACACAGAUGACGUCCCGUUGACAUGUGCCCCGUUGGCCAUACACGACGAGCGAAGAGUGCGAGUCCAAGUGCGAGGAAGUGUGCCAUAAAAAGUGCGUCGUUUAUUUGGAAGGAAGAAGAACAGCAGCAAAUGUGCAACGCAUCAAUGCAACAUUGUGACACACAACAUUACAUGAUAACAGGCUGAAAGAGAAUAAUCAAACAGCACACACACAGAGACACACACACACAAGUUAAUUACUACAACGUUACAACAUUCCUUUAGCAAAUGGCUGACGACGAUUUGCGGGCUUUGGUAGAGAUGCUGGAUGAGAAUCCAGCUGAGAAUAGUGCCAAUAUAUUUGCCAACUUCUCGUUGGACAUGCUGCAGCGAGCCAGCGCACUAAUUGGCGCCCAGCAGCCAUCGCACAGCGGUGAUCCCCUCCUACUACCCCCCAUCAAUCGCACCCUCGAAGAGCAGUGCAAGCAUCAGGCAGACAAAGUCUCCGACUCACAGCACAGCACGACUUUGUACUGUCCCGCGUCAUUCGACUCGGUGCUCUGCUGGCCCCGCACAAAUGCUGGCACCUGGGCAAUCCUGCCCUGCUUCGAGGAGUUCAAGGGUGUCCACUACGACACAACAGAGAAUGCAACGCGAUUCUGUCAUGCGAAUGGCACUUGGAAUCAUUAUUCCAAUUACUCCAGAUGCUCAGUGCCCGUGGUUCCUGAAUUUUCGGCCAGUGUCGAUCUGCCAUCGAAUAUCUAUGUUGGCGGUUACUUUAUAAGUUUUGCCACAUUGGUGGUGGCUCUCAUUAUAUUCCUAAGCUUCAAAGAUUUGCGCUGUUUGCGUAACACAAUUCAUGCGAAUCUGUUCCUAACCUACAUCACCUCUGCACUCUUGUGGAUUCUCACGUUCUUUCUGCAAGUGAUAACCACCGGAUCUAGUCAUGCUGGCUGCAUUACGCUGGUCAUUAUGUUUCAGUACUUUUAUCUGACUAACUUUUUCUGGAUGUUCGUGGAGGGCCUCUAUCUCUAUACUCUUGUGGUGCAAACAUUCUCCAGCGAGAACAUUAGCUUUCUUAUCUACGCCUUGAUUGGCUGGGGCUGUCCCGCUGUCUGUAUAUUGGUGUGGUCCAUUGCCAAAGUAUUUGCGCCGCAUCGAGAGAAUGAGCAUUUCAAUGGCCUGGAAAUUGAAUGCAGUUGGAUGCUUGAAUCUCAAAUUGAUUGGAUAUUCAAGGGGCCCACCGUAUUUGCGAUACUAACUAAUUUAGUUUUCUUGAUACGCAUCAUGUGGGUAUUGAUUACCAAAUUGCGUUCGGCUCAUACGCUUGAGACGCGGCAGUAUUACAAAGCAUCCAAGGCGCUAUUGGUGCUAAUACCGCUCUUUGGCAUUACGUAUCUGCUGGUCUUAACCGGGCCUGAACAGGGCAUCAGUCGGAAUCUCUUCGAGGCCAUGCGCGCCUUUCUGCUUAGCACACAGGGCUUCUUUGUGGCAUUGUUCUAUUGUUUUCUGAACUCGGAAGUGCGACAGACGUUGCGGCAUCGUUUCAUCAGAUGGCGGGAGAAUCGAAGUAUACAUCGAAGCAGUUCAUUAAAGAAUCGUAGACAUCGCGCAUCCAAAGACUACUCGCAACGCUCGCGUACUGAAAGUCUACGUACCGAGGAAUGUGUCAUCUGCUUACGUCCAUCGCCGCAUACACGACUGGGAUCAUUGAAACGUUAUCACAGCAUUGAUUUAACCGACUUUGUGUAAUAGGCUACUAAAAAAAAACCCAACCCAAAGGCCAAUUGAAAAGCGUUUGCAUUGCUUAGACUCGACUUUUAAGUUUAUUCUUGUUGAGAAAGUGACUUGAAGUUACAGGAAAAAUGUUUAAAACUAACGUAUUUGUAUUAUACUCGUAUGCUUUAGUGGUAAAAUCUCUCACUUAAAUGUUUAAGUACACAACGAAACAAAAUUGUAAACAUAAUUGUAUAAUUUAUUUUGGAUAAAUUAACAUUAGGAUUGUGCAGAGCGCAACCAAUCUGAAAUGAUCAGAGACGAAUCGAAAUUGUUCCGUAUUCAGUAUUCAGUUGCACUGUGCACGACUACGACUAUAGUAAAUAUUAUUAAAAAUUAGCUAUAGAUUUGCUAGAUAAUUAAUUUUACAUUUUACUUUUUGUUUAGUCGAUUAUGUGCCAAUUCGUGCAAAAAUGUUGUUUAUUACAAUUACAUUUUUCUUUUUAAUGUAUAUUUUUAACCCUAGGUUUCAUUUUUUCAUUCAUUUGUCAUUUUUAAUUUUUCCUUUUUUUGUUUUUGCUUGCUAUUAAUUUAUUUUCUCAUAAGGUCACAUUGUUUGUAUCACUGAUAAAUGUAAUUUAAUUUAAACAAACAAUAAAAAAAUAAACUGAAGUGAAUUGAGAAAUGAAAAGAACGAAAAAUGAAAAAGAAAACAUAAAACAAUUUACUCUCACACACAAAUAUGCAUAUGUAUAGUAUAUGUUUAAUAAAAAAAUAUCAUAUAGUUUGCGAAUAAA